AUGCUAUUCCAGACUCAACAGCAGCAGCAACAACAGACGCAACAGGUCGUUAUGCUUUCUGGCAAGGGUAUGAACAACUGCUACACCAGCUACGAACUAGGCAACGGAAUCACGGCCAUUCGGACAACCUCUGCGACAUCCACGACGGCGGAAGCCGAGGUUGUUUCUGAGAGCGCUGGCAACGGACCAGGUGGAACAAGCGUCGUCAAUUUUCCGACUGAUUUGGGCCAGCCGGUGAGCUCUGCGGUGACAGCCCUACAACGGGAGCAGGAUGUCAGUGCGCAUGUACAGACUGCGACCAGCGGCUAUCCCACCGCCACGGCCAACCUGAUGAGCCCCGCCGGUCGGCAGCAGUCUUCUCCAAUGACAAUCAUGCUCCUGAUCCCACAACCCGACGGUACGAUGCUUCUUCAGCCAACAACUCCCCUCCAGAACACAGCCUGUUACUCCCGCCUAAACACCCAUAACGGCGGCAUGGAUUGCAUU
Dibothriocephalus latus is the source of this 486-nucleotide messenger RNA. Lineage: Eukaryota; Metazoa; Platyhelminthes; Cestoda; Diphyllobothriidea; Diphyllobothriidae. The record is from the annotation of a GenBank genome assembly.